AUGCAGGGCUACAACAAAACAGCACAACUGACCCAACAACCAUCCAUUACUGACUGCCCAACAGCAGUGCAGCAAAGAACACAGCAGAGCCAGAUCAUAAGAGCUCAAAGCCAUAAAGCUACAAUUUCUUCAUGGCUUCCUAGCUCGAAACUUGGUGGAACAGUAGAGCUUGUGGAAGCAAUUCUGCAGGGAAGGAAUGGGUCAGUCUUCUGCUAUGGUGCAACGGGAGCUGGGAAGACGUACACAAUGCUUGGUACAGUAGAGAGUCCAGGGAUCUAUGGGUUACCUGUCGUCGGAGAAACGCCUGUGAUUCGCCGGAGUAACGUCGUUGAUUCGCUGGAUAUGGCUUCUGUUCUUCGCCAGAGUUCAAGUGAAGUGAAGAAGAUGGCUGAGCAGGGCAAAUGA
Molecule: messenger RNA, 405 nt
Organism: Ilex paraguariensis (yerba mate)
Lineage: Eukaryota; Viridiplantae; Streptophyta; Magnoliopsida; Aquifoliales; Aquifoliaceae
Source: the annotation of a GenBank genome assembly